This is a messenger RNA of Kalmanozyma brasiliensis GHG001, 1719 nucleotides long. RefSeq lists its product as uncharacterized. Bases 1 to 1719 code for a protein of 572 amino acids. Lineage: Eukaryota; Fungi; Basidiomycota; Ustilaginomycetes; Ustilaginales. The record is from RefSeq and is a predicted model, not a curated record. The transcript has a single exon.
AUGCAGGCUUACUCCUGCAAAGGCCGUUCGCACUCGGUCACAGCUUGCUUCCAAAUCUUGACGGAACACUCGCUGCCCAUCAAUGUCCUUCAUCAUCAGCUCCGCCUCAUCUCCUGGUUCCGACAGUAUACCCACCACCUUUCUGCCGAAUCGGGUCAAGCCGACAUCGAAAGCGAGUCUCUUCUGAUUCAGACUCGGGUGCUGGAGACCCUUGCUUCUAUGAAAGCCGACGACAUACAUCUCGAUGAUACGUUUCUCGCCACCGUCGUCUCCGGGCUCAGCGCACCCCUUCGCAAUCCCUUGGCCGCGCUCACCUCUGUGGAACACAAAAAGCUCACUCGCAAGCUCGUUCGCUCCGUGUUCCGACGCUAUGCCGCGACUGCCACCGGUAAGGGGCGCGGCAGCCUGCCUCGAGCCUUGUCGGCCUUGAUCGCUGCCGAGAUCGAUACCCUGCAAGUGAUUCCCGAACACGAAGCCGCCUUGCGGGCCAACAGUGUCGAUCGCAUCCAAACCUCGAUCGGCCAGCUCGACGCUGCAUCUGCUCCCGAGGCGUUUCCCAUCGCAGGCACGUUGGACAAGCAACCUCUCUCAGAAUCACAACUAGCUGGCGUCUGUCUGAGGCUCCGCUUGCAUGCUGCUCUUGGCGAUAUGGACCGAGCGAUGGCCGAGCUUCGUCGGUUGCUCUCAGUUGAGGCUGUACCUGGACCAAACGAGGCAACCGAAAACCACUACGAGCUGGUCCUCAAGCAGCGCGGCGGCGUCAUUUCCCUCUUCUCGGCGGCCAUGCAACGGCGCGAAGAGCACAAAGGGCAGGACGCCGGUUACGAGGUUCUCAAAGCCGCAAUCUCGUCGAGAUGGUUCGUGCGAGUCUGGACUGGAAGGGCUCUUCCGUCGAAUCCCUCGCUGGAUCUCGAUCCCGAAGACUACGAGGGUGAGGCAACGAUCCUGCGACUUUGGAAGAGGUGGAUGCAUGCGUGGUCCAUCGACUACUGGACGGAGGGGUCUAAGACUGGUCCUCGCAUUGACGAUGGGGUUCCUGACGCAUUGGACGGGCGGCCCAAGUACCACACAUUUGCCGGCAGCUAUCCGUGGCAGACGCUCAAACGCGGUCUCAAGCUGCUCAACCUGACCAUGGAUCAGUACGAGGCGUUCUACUCUGGCCGGCCGCUGCUUGCACCAAGCCGAUCUUCGCCCCGUGACGAUCCAGAUCCUACCUCGGUUCACCUUGCCUCGAUUGACUACACGCUCGAUACGAAACCCCCUCGGUACAUCGCGCAAUUCGCGUGUCUAUUCAACGAGCGCAACAUGCUCGACAACAUCGUCUACCUCUGCCUUCACGGAGGUCGAACGCCCAAAGGCGAGACGAUGGCGACGCACGUGCAGCGUCGGCUCUCGCUCCUUCUGCGCACGCUCACGCGAGUCCACGUCUCCGCGCGGACAUGGGAGCACGUCGAAGCGUCCAUGCUGCGGCACCUCGCCGAGAUCCCAUGCGAGGUGCUGCCCACCGAGCUGGUCAGGCCCACCAUGGAGGCCAUCGAACAGCGAAAGCGCACUGCACUGUUGCGCAACAGAGAUCUUGUCAGGACUCUGCAAGAUCAAUCUGGUGCGCAGGACCCUCCUGAAACAGGAACCAUCUUUGUCCUCCGACAGAUGCUCAAGCAACGCGCCCUCCAAAAAGCUCAGUCCGACACGAAGCCGCAAGCCGCUCUCACCCAUUAG